AUGUCUUCAGAACAACAGAAAGUUGCUCUUCCUCCUGAUCUCUUACCGGUCGAACAAGCAAAUCCAGCUGAAGGUGCAGCCGCUGCGUCUGUACCCGGAGGUGAAGAAGGUGGAAAGGAAACUUCUAAAAAUGCCGCUAAGAAGGAAGCUAAGCGAUUGGAGAAGCUCGCUCAAAAGGCAGCAAAGGGACCGGCUGUAGCUCAAGGUCCAGGUAAAAGCAAGGCGGACAAGAAAGAAAAGAAAGUAGAAGUAGCUGCAGAGGAAUGGGUCAAUACCACGCCAAAAGGAGAGAAGAAAGAUGUAUCCGGCAAUCUUCCCUCUGGGUACGACCCAAUUCAGGUAGAAGCUGCUCAUUACGAUUGGUGGAAUACCAAAGGAUUCUUCAAACCUCGUUAUGGAUCUGAUGGAAAACCAACCGAAAAAGGAACAUUCUGUAUCACAUUCCCUCCUCCUAAUGUUACCGGUAAUCUCCAUAUCGGUCACGCUUUGACCGUUUCACUUCAAGACGCUAUGAUUCGUUGGAAACGAAUGCAAGGGUUCACUGUCUUAUACCUCCCUGGAUAUGAUCAUGCUGGUAUCGCAACUCAAGCUGUUGUAGAACAAAGAUUGAUGAAAACCGAAGGACACUCCAGACAUCAUUAUGGUCGAGAGAAAUUCUUGGAGAAGGUGUGGGAUUGGAAAGAUCAAUAUCAAGCUAAAAUCACCAACCAAAUGGAACGACUCGGUGGUUCAUUCGACUGGGAUAGAGUCGCUUUUACCAUGGAUGAUUCACUGAGCAAAGCUGUCCAAGAAUGCUUCUGCAUAAUGCACGAGAAGGGUUUGCUGUAUCGUGCAAACAGAUUAGUAAACUGGUGUGUCUACUUGAACACUAGUUUGUCAAAUCUCGAGGUCGAUCAAAUGGCCUUGACAGGUCGAACUAUGUUGAACGUGAAAGGCUAUGAUGCCAAAGAGAAAUUCGAAUUUGGUGUCAUUACUUCUUUCGCAUAUCCAAUCGAGAAUUCGGAUGAGAAAAUUAUCGUAGCAACUACACGUCCAGAAACCAUGCUUGGUGAUACAGCAAUUGCCGUUCAUCCAGAUGAUACCCGAUAUACACACCUUCACGGUAAAUUCGCUAUUCACCCAUUCAACAAUCGUCGAAUCCCAAUUAUCACCGAUGCUAUCACUGUAGAUAUGGAGUUUGGUACUGGUGCUGUAAAGAUUACUCCUGCUCAUGACCCUAACGAUUUCGAAUGUGGUCAACGAAAUAACUUAGAAUUUAUAAGUUUGAUGAAUGAUGAUGGAACAUACAAUGAGAAUGCUGCUCCUUACCAGGGCAUGAAACGAUUCCACAUCAGAAACGAGAUCAUCAAAGAUCUGAAAGAAAAAGGAUUAUUCGUUGAGCAGAAUGACAACGAGAUGCAAAUUCCUAUCUGCUCUCGUUCCGGUGAUGUCGUCGAGCAAAUCCUCAAACCUCAAUGGUGGAUCAACUGUAAACCUUUGGCAGAGGACGCUCUCAGACGAACCCGAGCCGGCGAGCUUGAAAUCAAGCCCAAAACAUCUGCCGCUGACUGGAUCCGUUGGAUGGAGAACAUGCAAGAUUGGUGUAUCUCUCGACAACUAUGGUGGGGUCACAGAUGUCCCGCUUAUCUGAUCAAAUAUGACGGAGAAGCUACCGAUACUGCCGACAACAAGAACUGGAUCGUAGCGAGAAGCUUCGAGGAGGCAGAGAUCCAGGCGAAAGAACAAGCACAGGGUAAAAAGUACACUCUCGAACAAGACGAGGACGUUCUUGAUACCUGGUUCUCAUCUGGUCUUUGGCCUUUCUCAACGAUGGGCUGGCCUAAUAAGACUGCCGACAUGGAGCACUUCUACCCCAACUCGAUCCUCGAAACCGGAUGGGAUAUCAUCUUCUUCUGGGUUGCCAGGAUGGUCUUCUUCGGAAAUGCCCUCACAGAUCAAAUGCCUUUCAAGGAAGUUUAUUGUCAUCCAAUGAUCCGAGAUGCUUACGGCCGAAAAAUGUCAAAAUCUCUCGGAAACGUUAUCGACCCAUUGGACGUCGUUACCGGUCAGAACCUUCAAAAACUACACAACGAUCUUCGAAUGGGUAAUUUACCUGAGAAAGAGAUUCUCAAAGCUGAAGAUGGACAAAAGAAACUUUUCCCCAAAGGUAUCCCACAAUGUGGUACUGACGCCUUGAGAUUUACCUUAUGUAACUAUACUUCAGGAGGUCGAGAUAUUAACAUGGAUAUCGGUCGAGUUGAAGGAUACAGAAAGUUCUGUAACAAACUUUGGAACGCUACAAAGUUCUGCCUCUUCCGAAUGGAUUUGGUCAAUUUGGAAGGUGUAAGACAACAAAGUACUUUCGUUCCUAACGCUUCAGCCCUGCCAACGGGUAAAGAAGGUCUAGUUGAAAAGUGGUUGUUCCACAAACUCAAUGUUGCUUCUGCUACCGUUAACAAGUCUUUGGAGACUAGAGAGUUUGCAGAUGCUACAAAUGCUGCUUAUCAAUACUUCUUGAAUGACUUGUGUGAUGUUUUCAUCGAAGCAACCAAACCUCUUUUCGAAGCCAAUCCAGAUGCCUCCGCCAAAAUAUCCGCUCAAAACACAUUAUAUACAUGUCUGGAAGGUGGAUUGAAAUUGUUACAUCCUUUUAUGCCUUACGUUACUGAAGAUCUGUGGCAACGUUUACCAAGAAGAGAAGGUGAUAAAUGUGAAUCUAUCAUGUUGGCUUCAUUCCCUGAAUACAUUUCACAACAAGAGUUCCCUGAAGCUGUCACUGAAUUCGAUACUGUCGUGGAAUGCAUCAAAUCCGCUCGAUCAAUUGUUGGACUGUAUAACCUGCCAACGAAUGGUAAGACCGUUGAGGACAAAAUUACUGUCCUUGUACAAGUCAAGAAUGACCAACAAAUGAAAAUCCUCAGAUCUCAAGAAGCUAUCAUUGUUGGAUUGACCAAAGGAUGUGGUACCGUUAAAUUCAUUGUUGAAGAUUCAGAAGUACCAAAAGGAUGUGGAACUGAAUUUGUCACCACCGACAUCAAUGUGCAUAUUCCCGUUGCUGGAAAAGUCAACGCUGCAGCAGAAGUAGAUAAAUUACAAAAGAAAGAAGCUAUCGUCCAAUCGAAUAAAAACAAAUUGAUAAAAUUGACCGAACAACCAAAUUAUGAAACUACUAUAAAAGAAGAAGUCCGAAAUUCGAAUUCUGAAAAGUUGAAGAAUAUAGAAGUCGAAAUUGAAACUCUUAGAUUAGCGAUUGAGAGAUUCCAAUCGAUUUUAUAG
Kwoniella shivajii is the source of this 3255-nucleotide messenger RNA. Its product is annotated as valine-tRNA ligase. Lineage: Eukaryota; Fungi; Basidiomycota; Tremellomycetes; Tremellales; Cryptococcaceae. The transcript has 16 exons. Gene Ontology annotation, cellular component: cytosol. Gene Ontology annotation, molecular function: aminoacyl-tRNA deacylase activity; valine-tRNA ligase activity; ATP binding. Bases 1 to 3255 code for a protein of 1084 amino acids. Gene Ontology annotation, biological process: valyl-tRNA aminoacylation. The record is from RefSeq and is a predicted model, not a curated record.